GCACCAGUGGAUCCCAGUGUGAGCAGCAGCGGCGGCGGCGACUGUAGUUUCUCAAUAACAGUCGGUCUCUACGAGCUUCUUCACAACACGACCUUUAAAAAGCUGCGCUUCGUCCACAGCCUGUCCACACACCCUGACAGCGGGACAGGACUGGGAGACAUUUCCCCUUCCGCUUCUGUCUAAUUUGUCCUGUGAAUUCAGGCCAGACUUGACCUGUCGCGCAUUAUUAUCCCCCCGCUCCACCUUUCGGGUUUUUUUGUGUCUCUCUUUCUCCCCGCAGCUGAAAACAGGCUCGUGUUCGAGGGGGUGAAAACAAAUUAAAAGAAGGGAAAACAAACCAGACUUUCCGAGGAGAGGAUGUGGAGAAGGAGGGUGUUGUGAAGUGAGCGACGAUGAGGACUAUAAUCUGGGAAACUAAGAGCAGUGAGGUGAGCUCCUGGUUUGCGGAUUCAACCUGCACGGUCAUCGAGGUGACGGCGAACAUCCACGGGGAGAAAAGGCGAGGAGACAACAAGUUUCACUCGUGGAGGCUGUGAACUGACUGACAGACAAGAGGAGGUGCGGCGUGAGAGCAGCUGCGACACCCCGCUUUGUCCCCCACUGUUGUUGUCGGUCCUCACUUUCCACCAAACGAACACAAAGUUGGACCAUACGGGAGAAGUUUCCAGCGUGUCCGCUCAAACCCGCGGACAACUGCACUGUGGGGACCACACCAGGUUCAGACUCUUGUGUGGAGACCACACCGGGUUCAGGGUUCUGCGCGGAAGACCACACCAGGCUCUGCAUGAGGCUACACGUGAACUCAAGUCCACUUUAGAUGCGGACUGGUUUCCGGGCAGUGAGUGCACCGCCGAGCCGCCAGUGCCACUUGAUUUCUAAUUCAAGCCAAAUCAAAGACAGUCGGUUUAUUCGGCUUAUUCGGUUUAUUCCAACAUGGAGCUGACACACCAGAGCAUCGUCAUGCUGCUGGCCUGCGUGUUCCAGAGCUGGGUUUCUGCAGAGGAAGAGGUCCUGAUGAACACUAAGACAGAGACGUCAGAUCUGAAGUGGACCAUCUAUUCACGUACCAAACCUGAGUGGGAGGAAGUCAGUGGUUUAGACGACGAGAACAACAGCGUGAGGACCUAUCAGAUCUGCCAGACCGACAGUUCUUCCAGCCACUGGCUUCGCAGCGACUUCAUCCAGCGGCGAGGAGCGUCUCAGGUUUACGUGGAGCUGCGCUUCACCAUGAUGGAGUGUUCUUCCAGAAGCACCCACCACCGCAGCUGUAAGGAGACCUUUAACCUCUACUACUUCCAGGCUGACUCUAACGACGCCACGGCCACCUACCCACCGUGGAUGGAGAACCCGUACACCAAGGUGGACACAGUGGCUGCAGACUUUCUCCUGAGGAAGGGUGGGGAGCGGAAAUUUAAUGUGAAGACCUUAAGACUGGGCCCUCUGUCUAUGAGGGGCUUCUACUUGGCCUUUCAGGCUCAGGGUGCCUGCAUGGCCUUGCUAUCCGUCAGGGUGUUCUUCAAAAAGUGCCCUCCCCUGGUCAGUGCUCUUUCCUCGUUCCCCGAGACAAUACCCCGCACUUUAGUGCAAGAGGCGCAGGGUGUGUGUGUGGACCGUGCGGCCCAGCAGGGUCCCCGACCUCGCCCACCUAAGCUCUUUUGUGGGGAGGACGGCCAGUGGGUGGGUCAGCCUACAACCUCCUGUGCCUGCCUGCUGGGAUAUGAACCUGCUGAGGGACACACGCGAUGCACAGCGUGUUCCGUGGGUCAGUUCAAGCCGGGCUCAGAGGGACAGUGCACGGCGUGUCCCAGAUUCAGCCACGCCACCGCCACAGGGCUGUCAGUGUGUACAUGUCAAUCUGGAUACCUGCGUGCAGAAUCGGACACUCCCAACACCCCCUGCACAAAACCUCCGUCGGCCCCGCGCACCAUCAGUUCCCAAAUCAAUGACACCACUCUCGUUUUGGAGUGGAACGAGCCCCUGGACAACGGCGGCAGAACCGACCUGAGCUACACUGUCAAGUGCUCCGUGUGCGGCUCAUCCAAGGGGCCGUGCCCUCCGUGCGGGGACAGUGUCAGCUACCGGCCGGCACAGCAGGGCCUUCUGGGUCGGCGGGUGGAGGUGUGGGGCCUCCUGCCUCACACCACCUACACCUUCACUGUCCAGGCGCUCAACGGUGUGUCCCAAUUCAGCGGCAAGGAGCCUGGCAGUGACAGUGUCAACAUCACCUCAAACCAUGAUGUGCCGUCUUUGGUGUCCGUGAUCCGAAAGAGCGACUCGACAGAGAGCAGUCUGACUCUGCACUGGUCAGUCCCAGCUCAGCAGCCCUACACCAUCCUGCAGUAUCAGCUGCGCUACUGUGAGAAGGAGCGACGCAGUGAGGAUCAGUGCCACUACAGGGAGAGUAACAGAAACCAGGCUGUGCUGACAGAUCUCCGUAGGGCCACUCAGUAUGAAGUGCAGGUGCGGGUGCGCACCGUGGCUGGUUACGGCAGCUUCAGUCCUGCAGCUGUCUUUCGCACCCUGCCUGACGGACACGACUCAGCCUCCCAGUUCUUGGUCCCUGGGGUCCUGAUCGGAGUCGGGAUGCUGCUGCUGGUCCUCUUCGUCUUUGUGGCCGCUUACUGCAUACGCAGACACAGCCAGAUAAAGGACCCAGAGCUGAGUGACAAAAACAGCCAGUACCUAGUUGGCCAAGGGGUCAAGGUUUAUAUCGACCCCUUCACCUAUGAGGACCCAAAUGAGGCAGUGAGAGAAUUUGCCAAGGAAAUCGAUGUUUCCUUUGUCAAGAUUGAGGAGGUUAUCGGUGCUGGAGAGUUUGGGGAGGUGUGCCGAGGACGACUGAGGGUCCCUGGGAAGAAAGAAAACUACGUAGCAAUAAAAACCCUGAAGGGAGGCUAUACUGAGAAGCAGAGACGUGACUUUCUCUCCGAGGCGUCCAUCAUGGGACAGUUCCAGCACCCCAACAUCAUCCACCUGGAGGGAAUCAUCACAGCCAGCUGUCCAGUCAUGAUCCUCACAGAGUUCAUGGAGAACGGAGCGCUCGACUCUUUUCUGCGGCUGAACGACAGCCAGUUCACACCCAUCCAGCUGGUGGGGAUGCUGCGCGGCAUCGCCUCUGGCAUGAAGUACCUGGCUGAGAUGAGUUACGUCCACCGAGACCUGGCCGCGCGCAACAUCCUGAUCAACAGCAACCUGGUGUGCAAGGUGUCUGACUUUGGCUUGUCCCGCUUCCUGCAGGAGAAUUCCUCUGACCCGACCUACACCAGCUCUCUGGGAGGCAAGAUCCCAAUCCGCUGGACGGCACCGGAGGCGAUCGCCUUCAGAAAGUUUACCUCUGCCUCAGAUGUGUGGAGCUAUGGCAUUGUCAUGUGGGAGGUCAUGUCUUUUGGAGAGAGACCCUACUGGGACAUGAGCAACCAGGAUGUAAUCAAUGCCAUAGAGCAGGAUUACCGGCUGCCUCCACCCCCCGACUGCCCCACCCACCUGCACCAGCUGAUGUUGGACUGCUGGCAGAAGGACCGCUCAGCACGUCCUCGCUUCACGGACCUAGUCAGCGCUCUGGACAAGCUCAUCCGCAAUCCUGCAUCCCUGAAAAUAGUUGCCCAAGAAGGAGCAGGGCCGUCCUACAGCCUGCUGGACCAGCGCACACCUCCCGCUCUCUCGUCGUGCUCGUCAGUAGGCGAGUGGCUGAGGGCCAUCAAGAUGGAGCGCUACGAGGACAGCUUCCUGCAGGCUGGCCUCAGCUCUGUGGAACAGCUGGCCCAGAUCACCACACAGGAUCUCCUGCACAUGGGAGUGACUUUGGCCGGGCAUCAGAGGAAAAUUCUUUCCAGCGUCCAAACAAUGACCUUUGGGAACAAGAGCACUGCAACCGUGACCUUCUAACUCACCUCUCACUAACCUGGACAUGGACACCAUCACGCAGGUGCAGUCAUGGGUCCGAGAGCACGCUAGCUCCUCCCCCGUGACCCACUUUGAACACCGGGAGAAACUGGCAGAAUUUAUUCAUGAAGAGGAUUUUUUUUUAAAUAAAAAGAGAUUAAAACAUGACUUUCCCAUGAGGAUGAGAGAGUCACCUGGAGACUGGCGAGUGUCACGCGCACAGGGACCAGAGCGGGAAGCUGGUGACACGCAGACUAAGUCACUGCCUCAUUUUAACAGUGUGUGCUCAGUGUGUGUGUGUUUUUAUUUUGUUGUUAUUUCCAACUUCCAGAGAUCGGGACCCAAGAAAUGAGGAGCGACAGUUCAGUGUUUACAAUGUUUCCUGUCAUAUCAUCUUGACCCGAUUAAACUUUGCUUCACCAAAGGAGACAAAAAAAAAGAAAAUAUCUGUCAGUGACAAUUCAAGAAUCACUGUUUAAUUAUAAAUAAGAACUUUUCAUGUGUGUGUCUUGCAUUAAAUCCAUCUGGAUUUAAUUAUCUAACAGGCCCCCAUCACGUCAACGCCUGACAGUUGUUUUUGGUUUGAUUUCAGCAUUACCUCCUCUUUGCUCAGGUGUGAUGUGUAAGGCAGACUGACUGUGGAGAGUGCUGUACUUGGUGUCCCCUAAUCAGACUCCCUUCAUCUUCCUCAGUCUGUCUCUCAGCAGUGUGUGUGUGUGUGUGUGUUGAAGGAGAAGUGACACACACAGAGGCGUAUAUCAGCACUUUGGUCGCGUCAGAGUUAAUUGUGACCUCGAGUAACUCCAUGUGUCUCUGUUGGAGUGCGGCCGUUUAUUCCCACUGCCCGUGUUUCUGCUGGCAGCUCACUUUUAAUGAAAUCACACUCGACACGCACCAAGUGGACUCAGAGACCAGAGAACACUGUUGAAUUGGUUUUCUCUCGCAGAAAUUGACCGAGGACGCAAUCUGGCCUCAGCCCUGUAUUUCUUGAUAUAACAUUCUAUUUUUAUUCCGUCUUCUUCAUCUUCCAGGUGCCAUUUACUCAUCUCUAUGGACUUGAUUGCCAGUUUUAUAAAGCAGAAAACCCCUAAUGGGUAAAUCUGUCAAGUGUCAUUUAAAUGUACCACAAAAGGGUUACUUUGACAUUUAGUGAGGUCUUUUUUUUUUUGCAUCUUCGCCGGUUGUCCGCAGUAUCCACUGGUUUCAGGCUGGAAUGUUCACAGUAUUGUUGAGCUGCUGUUUGAUUAGCAGAGUGGCCCCUACUCGCAUUAUUACAUGUGCUCGUUGCAAGAAGAAGAAUGGACUGCGGGUUCAAAAUGUCAAAGUAUUUCUCAAAGAACUUGCAUCUCUUGACGGAUAAUGCCAGCCUUUUUGACAUUUGGGUCAUGUGUAAUUUCCCCCCAGGUGGCUCACACGCCUGCAGUGAAUCAGGAAAAUGGAGCUUAAGCAGCCACUAAAAGAGCUGUGUGGGAUAUAAAAUGCCCUAGCACCACUUUUCCAAAUGGUUUCCUCUUUGUGCCAUAGUGGUAUUUGCCCCUCGGAUGUUUACAUUCCCUUUUUCUUUUUAUCAUAUGUGAUCAUUUUCCAGGGUUGCAAGAAUUGCACGAUUCCAAUUUCCAUUUCAAAAGCCAAUCGAAUUUGAUGAAUAACCGCUUCAAUCUUUUAAAUGCACACAUAAAAUAUGUGUGACACCAAAACCACGUGUUCUCCUUGAUGACAUUAAAUCAAAAACACUGGUAUUGUCAGAGUUGGCUGUUUACAUAUGUACAGUAGAACACAGCAGAGUGUCUGGUCUAGUGUUGUCUGGAGAUUAUUAAAAAAAAAAAAUAAAAAAAAAAAUGUAUCCAGACAAACAUUGGUGGACAUUUGUGUUCUCACUUAAAACCCCUGUGGACAAUCUUUAGAAAAGUGUCCUGGAUUCGGUGUCUGAAAGCAGAUUGUGGGAAGACUGGUCUUCAUAUUGAAGAUCUCAUUUCAAAUUUUUUGGAAUAAUGAAUAGAUAAAAGUAUGUUUUGAUGACCAUCCUGUGUGUAGGCUAAUCUGUAUUCAGUAUUCAUAAUAAAGAUGCGCAGCAGUGUUUACCA
Solea solea (common sole) is the source of this 5966-nucleotide messenger RNA. RefSeq names its product eph receptor B4a (gene ephb4a). The coding region runs from base 934 to 3885 and encodes 983 amino acids. Gene Ontology annotation, biological process: cell surface receptor protein tyrosine kinase signaling pathway; protein phosphorylation; central nervous system projection neuron axonogenesis. Lineage: Eukaryota; Metazoa; Chordata; Actinopteri; Pleuronectiformes; Soleidae. The record is from RefSeq and is a predicted model, not a curated record. Gene Ontology annotation, cellular component: plasma membrane; neuron projection. Gene Ontology annotation, molecular function: transmembrane-ephrin receptor activity; protein binding; ATP binding. The transcript is spliced from 17 exons.